Molecule: messenger RNA, 1881 nt
Organism: Tigriopus californicus
Lineage: Eukaryota; Metazoa; Arthropoda; Copepoda; Harpacticoida; Harpacticidae
Exons: 7
Coding region: 280-1881 (533 amino acids)
Biological process (GO): proteolysis
Molecular function (GO): metalloexopeptidase activity
Source: RefSeq, a predicted model, not a curated record
UCGAUCUUCCCAUGGAUUAUAGUGUACUAGUAGGGGAGCAGUACAAUAAAGACGGUAACUCAGAGUCCGUCAGUCAAUAGAAGAUAGUCCCCGCGUUCAGAUCUCUCUCUCUCUCUCUCCCCCUCUGUCUGUUUGGUGAGUUUAUAACGUCUACGAUAGGUGUGCUGAGUGUUUGUGUGGGAAACCCAUUGGAUUCGGAAGUGGUACUUUCUAAUAAAGUGGUGGGCAAACAAUGUCCGAUUGAAACUGUUUCAUUGUUGUGUUGGUGUUCGUGAUAAAAUGACAAACCGGCGAAUGAUUGAGGCCGUGUCGAUACUUGUUAUCUUGGGGAGUGGUAUCAAGUGUGAGGAUUCAUCCGACAAAACUACAACUUUAUACUUGACGGAGAAAGACUUGGAUCCCGAAACUCGGCGAGUGCUAAUUGACAACUAUAUCAACGAAUAUUUCUCCGAAUACCAAUAUGACGUCUCCUCGUUACUUCCGGCAGUGAAAUUUGUAAUGGAUUCCAAGAGUGUCCUCUUCGAGAAUGCGCAUGAAGACAGUGAUUCUACAUCACUGAAGAACAGGUUGAAAUCGCUCCAUGGAGAUCAUCUUCAAAUUGUGGAUGUGCGAAAGCAAUACCAGAACAUAAGCAAUUUGGAUGGUCAACUGGGCACCAUUCUCAAUUUGGAGUCAGAAAUAGAGGAGGCGUUUCGCUUGAGAAAAGACUCUAGUUUGAAACCCAUUGUGCAGAGACUCAAAUUGGUCUUGAGCAACGUCUUCUCCGUGCCAAGAAGUCAUACUACCGCUCAAAUUUACAGAGAUUUGGUGGCCGAUUACAUUUCCAGGAGCUUCAUAUUGCAGGGACUUCUCACUGGCGUCCAAUCGUUUCAACCAGUUCAGUUCCAUGAUAUGUUCUUUAAAAAUACCAAGGGAGGGGUACCUACAGGAACAAAUAUUGUUGGCAUAUAUCCCGGAUCAAACUAUGGCACUCCAGAGGACAAGAUCUUGAUCUUGGGGGCACACUGGGACACAGUACCAAACUCGGAUGGCUACAACGACAACGGUUCAGGUGUGGUGGCAGUGUUAGAGGUGGCCAAGUUAUUGAGUGCGGCCAAAUGUAAACUUACGCACUCGAUAAUGUUCGUGACGUUUGACUUGGAAGAAGUAGGGAGUCAGGGUAGUCUAGAAUUCGUGCAGAGGCUCUUGUUGCCUCAUAUGAUUAAGUAUCGGCAGAAUUCCAACUCGGGGGCCAUCAUCAUGGACACAAUGUUGAACUAUAAUUCGUCUUUAAAUAGUCAAUUGCUGCCUUACCCGGAUUUAUUACCCAGGGUCAAAUCAUAUUUGGACAGCAAGAAUUACACAGGUGACUAUCUCACUGCUUAUAACCGAAGAAGCUUUGAUGACGUUCUGUUGAAGAAAUUUGAACGUUACUGGAACCGCCAAAAAACAUCGAAGGUGUUCCACUUUGUCCCCAGCGACCUGAAAUUCAGUCAGAAAGUUCCCAAACGAGAAGAGAUUGUUGAGUUUGUCAAUUUCCUGAGAAGUGACCACAGCCGCUUUUGGUUUCCAGCCACAGACGCUUAUUCAACCAUCAAGUCCUUUGAUGCCAUUCUCCUGACCGACACAGGUCCUGACCGAGGACAAAUGCAGGAAUGCUACCAUAACCCAUGUGAUUCGGUUAGAAAUGGCUUCAGGGCCCGAUUUGCUAACUAUGAUUUUUACGCACACACCAUACAAGCCGUCUUGGACACCGCGUUGGACAUCACUCAAGGCACUUGUCCCCUCCGAACACCCAAAUCCGGAUUCUCUGCCACAGGGAAGGCCACUCAAAUAUCUGUUGAAUGUCAUUUUUUCAGUCUCAUCUUGACCGUCAAGACCAUAAUGGCCCUUUAUAUCUGA